GCUUCAGCGCAGUGCUACUACUGGGUAGACUUAGCGAUUUUGAUAGUUUGAGGGUUGGUAACCGUAAUUCCGAUCAAUAAUUUGCUAGUGCAGUCUCGGCCAGUCAAGAACAUACGUGUUAUACAUUUGUGUGUUUUAUUAUCCUAAUACAGAGAGAUGCAAGCCAAUGUAACGUUAAUAUAUCUAGGCUAAAAUGAGCAUGGCGGCGCUGAACGAUCUGCCGAUUACAGUUGAUGCUCAUGGUAGCCUGCGGGGCCAUCGGAAACAGUAACGAUCCCCAUCUUUCCUUGGACUGUAUGCCUCUGGAUGAAUUCCAUCCAUUUAUUGAGGCUCUCCUGCCUCACGUAAAAGCUUUCUCGUACACCUGGUUCAACUUGCAAGCAGCUAAGAGAAAAUACUACAAAAAACAUGAGAAACGAAUGACUCUGGAGGAAGAAAGAGGUUGCAAGGAAGAGUUACAGUGUGAAAGUUUGGAAGUUAAACAAAGAUGGGCAUCCCGUUUGUUGGGCAAGCUCAGGAAGGACAUAGCUCAGGAAUGCAGGGAAGAUUUUGUUCUGGGUGUAACAGGGAAGAAACGAGCAACUUGUGUGUUGAGCAAUCCAGACCAGAAGGGAAAGAUGAGGAGGAUAGACUGUUUACGACAAGCAGACAAAGUUUGGAGGCUGGAUCUUGUAAUGGUGAUCCUCUUUAAGGCUAUUCCUCUUGAAAGCACUGAUGGUGAAAGGUUAGAAAAGUCUGCAGAGUGCCUCCACCCAAGUCUUUGUGUUAACCCCUUCCACAUCAAUGUCUCCGUCCGUGAGCUUGACCUUUACUUGGCCAACUUUAUUUUCAGUCAUGAAACUUUGAGUGGUUUACGAGAAGGUGUUUGUGAUACUGAACAAGAUGAAGAAAGAGAAAUGUGUAGGAAUACAAUCGUUGCCACAGGAGUUUUUACUUCUGCUGAACUAUACAGAGUGUCCAAAGAUUCCAUAAUGCAACCCACAAAUGAUACACAACUUCCUCUCAACAUUGUCAAGAUGGAAUCAUCUUCUUAUUAUUCCAACAACUAUUCAUCCUCUGCAGACUACAGAGGCCUUGGAGUUGGGGGACAUCCACCAGUGGGCAUGAUUAACCCUGAGGUGACUAACCACCCAGCUAGUCCAUCGUUUCAACCAAGGAAUAAACGACUUCGAAAAAUUUCGUCCAAUGAAGAAGAGAUUGAGAAGUCUAGAGCAGACGUUAGUGGUUUCUAUGGUCAUAGUCCAACUAGUGUAAGCAGUCAAGCCUCAUGGGGAAGUGAUGUUGACCCUGGUAAUGUACAUAUUGUCCGAACAGGCAAUCCUCCCCCAAUCCACACGCACCAUAGCAAGGUGAAAUCUGAAGCUUCCAGUAGUUUUGUAUCACUUGCAGCCCACACUCCUCCAGGAGAUGUUGUUCUUCAACAGCAGGACAUAGUAAGGCCAGACAAGGGGGUUGUCUCUCCACAUUCAAGAGAAGCUUUAACUCACCAGCAUAGUUCAUUAAAUCUUGUAUCCCCAACCCACAACCUUGGCGGACUUGCACCAUCUCCAGCUUAUUUUUUGGGUCAGAAGUAUCAGGAGAAUGGGGACACCCUUUCAGACUUUGUGAACUUGGUGUGUCAGGAAACCCAGGGAAGUAGUGGUCCAUCUCCACAGUCAGCGGGUGACUCUGGGAGUAGAAGUCCUUCAAAGCUUCACUACUAUACCAGUGCUAUGUUGCCUCCCCCACCCCCAGCUCCAAUGGCUAGGCCUGUUGCCAUCAUCAGAUGUACAGAUUUGAGUCCAACAACUCCAAGUCCACCUGCCACAUCUACUAGUGGAACCUGUGUUACAUCAGACUCGGACAUCCCAGGCCCAAGCAGCACUGGAGAUAGAGACAGCAGGGAUCAGAUGUCGCCACCCCCUACGACAUCAGUGUUAGCAGUGGGCUUAUCCUCUAGUUCCCAAGAUUCAUCUCCUGUCAACAGAUCUGUGAUGAGCAGUCCAUUCACAAUGUUAACAAGACCAGAACAUAGCUUUGCUCACAUCCAUCCUCAGCCCCAGCUGUUUUCGUAUCCAGGAAUUACCCCAGUGAGUGAAGUCAUCAGUCCCACAAACUUCAUUAUGUUUACAUCCCCAGUGACCACACCUCGCAGUACUCCAAGGACUACUCCAGUACCACGUUGGAAUAACUCCUUUAUAGCUUUAGAUGAUAACAUGGAUUACAGUAUGAUUACAGGAUUGAUGCCUGGAAACAACCCUGAUACUGACCCUCCACAUAUAAUUGGUGCUGAAGAACGGUUCUUCUCCGACGUCCACAGUAAUGAUGGAGUGGAUGCAAACAAUCAGAUGCCUAGUGCUCCUGCUACUCCAACGAAGUCUCAGCCUUCAUAGAAGCUAUACCGCUUGCUCAAGGAAACUUCUUGACAAUGACAUACAGAAUGGUUGUUUUCUGUGAAUGACAGCAUUGUCAUGACACCAUUAUUAGGCCGAUCUUUCAGAAUGCCAAAGAUACUUCUAGCAGCAAUACAAACAGAUGUUUGUGGUUCUGAUCCACAGCAGAACAUUAGGAAGAUUUUGUUAGCAUGCUGAGAGCCUUUGAAUGCUGUAUAUAUUGAAGGUGUAGAGGACACGCAUUCAUUCAUCCAUCUACGUCUGAGUAACAGAAACUGUACUUUUUUUUUCCAGUC
Messenger RNA from Limulus polyphemus (Atlantic horseshoe crab), 2668 nucleotides. RefSeq names its product nuclear factor 1 C-type-like. The transcript has 15 exons. Gene Ontology annotation, cellular component: nucleus. Gene Ontology annotation, molecular function: DNA-binding transcription factor activity, RNA polymerase II-specific; RNA polymerase II cis-regulatory region sequence-specific DNA binding. Lineage: Eukaryota; Metazoa; Arthropoda; Merostomata; Xiphosura; Limulidae. Bases 234 to 2372 code for a protein of 712 amino acids. Gene Ontology annotation, biological process: regulation of transcription by RNA polymerase II. The record is from RefSeq and is a predicted model, not a curated record.